Messenger RNA from Triticum urartu, 1325 nucleotides. RefSeq lists its product as uncharacterized. Lineage: Eukaryota; Viridiplantae; Streptophyta; Magnoliopsida; Poales; Poaceae. The record is from RefSeq and is a predicted model, not a curated record. Gene Ontology annotation, biological process: regulation of systemic acquired resistance.
AUAAAUAUGGAGUAUUAACAAUUUUUAGCACGAAUCACGGCAACCCCUAUAAAUUCACUCGCCAUGCCUCAGACGUUACUCCGCAGCAUCAAGCAGCUAGCCAUACCUCGUCUCUCUCAUCUCACUCCUCUGUUUCUUUCCCGUCGACCACAGAGUGACAUUGAGGUUGCAAUCCAGCUAGAAGGCCAUCCUACAGUCUGCAGCAUUGCAAUGGACGCCACAAAGACAGCAGCCAAGGCUGUGGCGGCAGGAAACGGCGACGCAGACGCCGCUCCGUCGACCCGGCGGACGGCGGCGCCGAAGCAAGUACCUCGGCAGGAGGAGCCGCUGCCAGGAGACACCGCGGCUGCGGCCGACCCGGCGCCGGCGACGGCAACGACGAGCGCUACUGUCGCGGAGAGCGGCGUGGAGGACGAGCAGGUGGAGAGGUUCUACGCGCUGCUGGCCAACAUCCGGGCCAUGAGGGGCAUGAACGAGAGCGGGGGCGACGACGCCAGCGCGAGCACGGAGGGUGCCAGCGAGGUCUGCGGCGGCGGGAGGAAGCGCGCGCGCUGGGCAGAGCCGCCGUGGAGGCCGGCGUUCAGGAUGGAGGACUUCGAGGACGCCAGCGCGUCCAAGAAGGACAUGAAUUACGACGGUGCCGCCAGCCAUCGGCGGCCGGGCAAGGAGACCAAGGACGAAGCGGAGGACGACGUGGCACGGAAUGGCCGUGGAGUCGUCACGCCGUCGUCAGAGAGGAAAGUUUGACUCUCUGUCGCCGUGUCGCUGAUACUGGCUGCGCGAAACACGUGUGGUCACGUGUUCUCCGUGGGGCGCGUCGGUGGGUCGUGGAGGAAAGCUCCAUGCUUGCCAAAAUGCCAUGUCCAUCGACACAUUUUAUUUUAUUUUAGCAUCAGUACAAACACAAGCGUUCAUAUACACGCGCAUACACUCAUUCCUAUGAACGCACACACGCACACCCUAUUCUUAUGAGCACAUUCGAAAGACUGAGCCGACAUAUCAUCUUGAGAUUUACGAAGUCACCGUAGGUGCCUCGUCGUCGACGGAAACGUCUCCUCCCACUGAAAGCGCAUCGCCGGAAAUUCUGAAAUAAAUUCAGAAAUAAUGCGAGCACCAGGAUUCGAACCCUGGUGGGUUGGGGAUACCACUGUCCACCUAACCAACUCAACCACAGGUUGAUUCGCAUCGACACAUUUUACCUGCUGUUGAAAAUAAUUUUAUAAAUGUUUAAGCCCACGGGUACAUGGACGCAUGUGCGAUUCUUUCCGGAAUAAAACUUGCCCUGGUUCACCAGCAAAGCUAAAAUCUUUAUACUGCACGCAGAA